AUAUUACUAAACCUCAGGAACCUUUUCAGCCUGGUGCAACUCCCGAGAAGAAUAAUCGAAGAUAUUUAGCUUUGAAUCAUAUCGGAAGUAUAACAACUAUGUUCCUCGAGACUUACUCGACGAUAACUGUAGAAUUUCAUGAUCGGUCUCAUAAUCGUGGUUACACCCUUCGAGAUGAAUUUAAUUAUACUAUGGCUUGUUUGGAUAAAAAUGGGGCACUUUAUGCUGUAGAAUCUUGUGAAGUAUCCGAUUCUCAAACUAAUCCAAGUAUAUUGUUUUAUAAACCACAAGAUUCAUGGGCAUCAAAAAGCGAGUGGACGUUGGCACUUCCACAAGGAGAAGAUAUAACAGCCAUUGCUUUAUGUUCUCAAGGGAUAAUCGCUGCAACAUCGAAAGAUGUAAUAAGGUUUUUCUCUCUUAGUGGUGUCCAAACCUACAUUUUUGCCUUAACAUCCGUGGUUUGUAUGGUGGGAUAUGAUGAAUUCGUGCUUAUUGUUUAUCAUUUAGGUGUAGGCUAUAAAGGGACACAAAAUCUCGGAUAUAUAUUAUAUAAUGUCCGAUCACAUGAAAUUUUACAAAAAGAUAAAUUACCAAUAACUAAAGGAUCAACUUUAAAAUGGCUAGAAUUUUCCACGGAAGGGGUUCCAGUAAUAUUUGAUUCUAAAGGUGUUCUUAGUAUCCUUCACCAUCAUCGUCAAUCUAACCAAGCAAGAUGGGUACCAAUCCUUGACCUUUCGAUUAAUCGUAAAGAAGAAGAAAUAAAUUGGACUUAUUGGCCCGUUUGGCUUACUGAAACAAACCUAUUUUGUUUUAUUUGCAAGGGUGAAGAUAGCUAUCCUCCAAUACCUCGACCAGCUUUUGAUGAGAUUAAUUGGAGUAUUCCUCUUUGGAAUUUAGAUAGACCAACAGGUCAACUUGAAGAAAAGCAUGUGUUAAAAUUUAUUUGA
Molecule: messenger RNA, 947 nt
Organism: Scutellospora calospora
Lineage: Eukaryota; Fungi; Glomeromycota; Glomeromycetes; Diversisporales; Gigasporaceae
Source: the annotation of a GenBank genome assembly